AACGGUGUUCAGUUUCUUCAACCUCUUGCAGCACCUACGAGUUUUCAAGCGUUUUGUAGAAACGAAGAAACUGUUAUCAUGUCUAGGUCGGAUUCAAGUCUAAGUUUUUUUCGUGAUUGGGUUGGUUAUAAGGGUUUCUUCGGCACUCCGUCUGGUGAUUAUUGGCUUGGGCUAGAAAAUAUACACCAUCUUACCGUGGAUAGAGAAAGUACAUUGAAAUUAUCGUGGAGAUUAGCAAAUGACACUAGAUAUACCCAAUACUACAAAAACUUUACUGUGCAUGAUGAAUCAUGGUUUUACGUGAUGACAUUCACAAGUACCUAUGGCGGUUCCUCCAAAAUUAUGGGCGACAGUUUUUCAGGCUCCAAUGGCAAAAUGUUUUCGACAUUCGAUAAGGAAAAUGAUGAAAAUCCAGAUCAUUGUGCUUAUACGAUGGGUGCUGGUUGGUGG
This is a messenger RNA of Lottia gigantea (owl limpet), 450 nucleotides long. RefSeq lists its product as hypothetical. Lineage: Eukaryota; Metazoa; Mollusca; Gastropoda; Lottiidae. The annotation marks the transcript as partial. The record is from RefSeq and is a predicted model, not a curated record. The transcript has a single exon.